Messenger RNA from Trematosphaeria pertusa, 3196 nucleotides. RefSeq lists its product as uncharacterized. Bases 312 to 2825 code for a protein of 837 amino acids. The transcript is spliced from 7 exons. The record is from RefSeq and is a predicted model, not a curated record. Lineage: Eukaryota; Fungi; Ascomycota; Dothideomycetes; Pleosporales; Trematosphaeriaceae.
ACGGGGAGCCCAUCGAGGAAAGAGCGGCGGGCCCUCCCCGCCUUCCAGCGCUGCUCCCACCAGAUGGCUGGCUCGACACCGCACCGCUACCGUGCUCCAACGCAGGCGACCUUCAUCGACUCACCUUGGAUAUCGAGCAUCGACAUAGUCUCACAUGACUUUCUCACUGAUUCCAGCAGUAACGGAUCCCGCACCAACAUCAAUCACUCGGUCAGCAUCUCAUCGUCACUCGCCAGCUUCGUGCUCAUUCCGUCUUUCGCGGCGUCGUUCCCGAUAUCCUGGACGCCACACAGAGCAGCGCAGCUGACGGUAUGCCCUUGACCUUGACCGAUCUCGCGGGGCGGAUGCUGAAGGGAUCAGGACACUCGCAGCCGCCGCCUGGAAAAGGACCCCCAUCCGAGGCGCGCCCCUCACUGGACAGAACGGGCGGCUCGGCAUACGUUGCAUCCCCUGGAUCUGAAGCAGUCGGCUGCGGAGGCAUGGUGGCUAGCACCUUUGGAGAACCCAGAGGCCACUCCAGCAACGUCCCGUCCUGGGCGAAGAACCGUCCUCUGUCAGACAUUCGUGAGAUCACCGAACCAAGCCUGGCGGACACGGUACCGCAGAGGCUGUUUUCCGAGAACCAUGUCCCGUGGAGCGCGUCGCGCACAGAAAUGUCGCGCAGGCCGUCGAUCGCAUCGCACCGUCCCAGCAUGGACACUCGAGUCGCGGAGAACCGCGAGCCCGACAGGAAGAUCAGCAUGGAUAGCAACGGCGGUAGAUCUGCGCACCGAGGGCGGCCCUCUAGAACACCAUCACCAUCAAGUCCUGCAGACCAUAGCAAUUGCAGUAUAUACAGCAUUCCGCCCGGCAGCGUGCCUCCCCGCUCAUCCUCCCGAGCUCGAGCACGCAGUGCCUCGCGAACACGGCAGCCUCCGCCCAUACCACCGAUACCCAUUACGCAGCGUGUUCCAGCGCCGCCUUCAUUACACACUGUUCCUUCCAUACCCGCGCCUCCACCUCGCGGGGCCGGUAAUACCAUCCCGCGCCGCGGCCAGUCUCAGUCUCCACUGCGCCAUGUUGCCGCGAAGCUCGAUCCCAUCUCCCACGAUACCCACCGCCGCGUACCCUCCCGAACAUUUAUCCGCGAGCCUCUCUCCAACGAGCUAUUAGAGUUCCCUACCCAUCGACAUCCGCGCGUCCACCUCGGGCUCGACCUCUCCGCCGGCAUAUUCGUAGGAGGCGGUUCGAUUGAGGGCACGGUACAGAUAAACGUCGAUGAUGCGGAGCGGAUUCGGCACCGGAAGACGCUGGCCAUCGCGCGAAUAUCGAUUGACCUUCUCGGUCUUGAAGAGAUGACUGGGAAUCGGCGCUCCGUGUUUCUGAACCUGGCCACGGAGCUCAUUGACGAAGAGAACCCGCCGCCCCACAAUAUGGUCGACAGCCAGGAGCAGAUGGGCUCCGACGAUCCCUUUUGGCUGCUGAUGCCUUCCGUCACGAACCUCCCCUUUAUGAUGAGUCUGCCUCUCAACGUCGGGCCGCCGCCGUUUCAGUCGAAAAGCGCACGAAUCCGAUAUGUUCUCUGCGUCUCGUUACUCAUUCGCGACCAAGGAAAGCAAUACAUUGUCCGAGCUUCCGAAGACAUCUCGGUCUUGUCCGUAUACGACCCUGAGAAAGCUCUCAUGUCCCUACCAAGUCCUCUCACCGCGUCCGACGAAUGGAUCAAGCCUCGCGAUCUUACGGUAGAAGUCGUUCGACUCACUGCGGGCCUGCACCGGCAAGUCUGGGUCAGCGGAACGAGCAUCUACGUCGACGUCCACAUUGCCAACAACAGCCGCAAAACUGUCAAGAAGAUCGAGCUCCAGCUGGAGAGAGACAUUCUUUGCUACAAACACGCUGCCGCUUCUACAAUGGAGAAAUCGGCAAGCCAGGCUCGAAUAUUUGACAGCAACGAGCGGUCUAUACUCAGCAAAGCAAUUGUCAAGCAAGGCACUGCAGGGUGGCAUGGCGUUCCAGCGCACCAGACGCACAUUCGCACCUGCGACCUCGAAGUCCCGCGGGGCCAUGGUACAGUGAAGUGUGGCAAAUACUUCGAAGUGCGGUACUUCCUCAACGUCAUUGUCGGCAGCUCCCAUACUAAGCUCGUGACGGUUCAGCUGCCAAUCGUUCUCAUACACAUGAACUCCUUAGACGUAGUGCCCAACUCCGUAGCCCAAGUCGCUGCCGCUAUCGAAGAGAAGCGCACAGCGCACAGCUACCAACGUGGCCAUUCCCCGCCGCGGCUUGGCCGCCGUUCGUCACGAUCUGUGCAGGGUCGCGCAUUCGCGGCCCCUCGCAUGCAGUCGCUGGAUCGAAUGCGCGCCCAAGCUGAAGACUUGCAAGAGAUUGGGCAGAUCCUAGAUCAGAGCCCCCGCAAAUACAGUUUACGGAGAGUCAAUUCGAACUGGGACUACCGCACGCCACCAAGUAAUCGCAAGGGCCGUCUCGUCGGCGACGGCGAGGUCGCGGAUCUGCAGAGCCGCCUGCGGAGAGUCCGGUCGAACGAGACCAUUCGCUCAAAGACGACUACGGUGAAUAGAGGAAACUCUAUGAGGUCAAAACGAGGCGGCGGCUCGGCUUUGGGCUUCAGAGAGGCCGAAGUGCGAGAGGACAUCGAACUAGGCGGUCUCGGAAUAUCGGGAGACGGCCCGUUCAAGCAGCGCCUUGAGCAGAGCCGCGAAAGGCAGUAUCGCUUCACGAAGAAGAGGAGCGUCGAGAGAUGGAAAGGCGUGGCGAACGUCGGCGUUGGGUGGCUGAAAGGGAACGGAGGGCCGAAAGACGAGCGGGAGCGCGACGGGUGGAUAUGAUGCCCUUUCCUCUCUCUCGACUGUGCUCAUGGAAGCCCUGAGACUCUCUACUUCUCUUCUCUUUUCUUUUUGGAACAGCCUAUGGCUGCUGUCUCUUUCUUUUUGCUUACGACUCACGAGUUGGACGAAGUAUUUCUAUCUGGGGGUAUGAUAGUGUUCGGAUAAUCUGAGUUUAUUAUUCUUCAACGGCGGGUCAUAACCCGCUUGCCACUCUGCGACCUGGGUGAGUGCGGUGUUGUCGACCUCGCAGAUGCCGCUGACGCGGUGGGCGCUUCGAGCAGCUGUGGCAGCUCUCUCAGCACCGGAAAAUGACGUUUGUCUCUGGUGACAUCUCGCUUUCCCCGAAAGGUACUCGGCCUUGACGGGAUCGA